Messenger RNA from Cyprinus carpio (common carp), 924 nucleotides. Its product is annotated as natural killer cell receptor 2B4-like. Lineage: Eukaryota; Metazoa; Chordata; Actinopteri; Cypriniformes; Cyprinidae. The record is from RefSeq and is a predicted model, not a curated record. The transcript is spliced from 4 exons. Bases 1 to 873 code for a protein of 290 amino acids.
AUGGUGGCACCACUGCCCACGAUGGCUGCAGAGCCAGUGCCACGAGGCAGGAAGGACGCCGUCAGGCCUAGAUCCAGCAGCAUUUUACAGGCUGAAUCAGAUGAAGUUCAGUCCGUAAGGGUGGGUGAUCCUGUCACUCUUAACUCUAACACUUUCGAAAUACAGCUAAAGAAUGAGAUCGAGUGGAGGUUUGGCAGCAUUCGCAUUGCUAGAGCAAUAAACGGCAAUGCUAAAUAUGAUAAAAAUGAGAAAUUCGAAGACAGACUGAAGCUGGAGAGAAAUGGAUCUCUUACCAUCAACGACACCAGAACCACGGACACCGGAGUCUAUAAAUUUAGUACCAUUAUCAACGGCAAUCUUGCAACCAAGGCGUUUAGUGCUACAGUUUAUGAUCCAGUGUCCAGUAUUCCUGUCAUUACCAGUGUCAUUUCACAAUGUUCUUCAUCACCAGAAAGUGCAUCAAGCCCAAAAUGUGUGCUGCUGUGUUCAGUGAUGAAUGUAAGCCGUGUGACUUUCUCCUGGUACAAAGGAAACAGUUUAUUGUCCAGCAUCAGUGUGUCUGAACUCAGCAUCAGUCUCUCUCUACCUCUGGAGGUGGAAUAUCAGGAUAACAACACCUACAGCUGUGUAGUGAGCAAUCCCAUCAGCCUCCAGACCAGACAUGCCUGCAUUACCGAUCUCUGUCGUUUGUGUUCAGAAGAAGUCCGCUAUUGUGAAAGCACUGAACCUGUGAUCCGAUUGGUCGUCACUGCUGUGGUGGGUCUGGCUGCUGCGGCUGCGUUCAUUGUGCUGGUUUAUGACAUCAGAUCCAGAAGGGUCGAACAGGAGAGACAUCACACCCAGAGUGAUGGAUCCGAUACUCUAAAACAAUAGUAAACAGUCUAGUUUUGGUGCAGUUUUGUGUUUUGCUUUUAUACCCAGAGU